AUGCUUUUGUGGCACUGGAUCAACCGUCUGUCUCAUAUUUUGGCUGAACAGAGGAACACCACAGACAGUCUGCGGGAGCGAGUUGCACAGCUUGAGGGGAGAAUCAGGGACACAGAUUGCCCUGUUGGCUACCAGCGGUUCCAGAGGACCUGUUACCGCUUCUCCACUAACCAGAAACCCUACAACGAGUCACAGGCCACUUGUCACGGAGAAGGUGGUCGCCUAGCAACGGUGAAGAAUAAUGAGACCCAGAACUUCCUAGCCAAUCACGUGAAGGCUACAACGAGAGCACACACCUGGAUCGGGCUGAGUGAUCAAGAGGCAGAGGGGCUGUGGGUUUGGGAUGAUGGUACUUUGCUGGUUGGUGAUGGAAUAUGGGGGACAGGCGAACCAAAUGGUCGCACAAGGGAAAACUGUGCUCACAUCUCCCCCGGCUUCCAUAACGGCCACUGGAAUGAUGUUGCAUGCUCAAUGUCUAACUACUACAUCUGUGAAGUCCUUGCUUAGACAGAUCCUUGUAAGAAGGGCUCCAGGAUGACCAAUGUCUUGAUGUAACUGAGCCUCUUAAUAAUGUACGUAUGUAUUCCAGUAAACACAAUAAACAUAUAUCAGCUUA
Molecule: messenger RNA, 616 nt
Organism: Branchiostoma floridae (Florida lancelet)
Lineage: Eukaryota; Metazoa; Chordata; Leptocardii; Amphioxiformes; Branchiostomatidae
Product: CD209 antigen-like protein A
Exons: 3
Coding region: 1-507 (168 amino acids)
Source: RefSeq, a predicted model, not a curated record